Phalacrocorax carbo (great cormorant) is the source of this 5648-nucleotide messenger RNA. Lineage: Eukaryota; Metazoa; Chordata; Aves; Suliformes; Phalacrocoracidae. The record is from RefSeq and is a predicted model, not a curated record.
GUGCCCCGAGGGCAGAAACAGGGGAGAAACAGUAAAAAUGAGUAGGUGAGGGGCAUAAGCGAAGAAACUUUGCGUGACAGAACUAUCUCUAUAGUCUUCUUUUCGCAGGUCCUGCUCUCAAGGAUGGUGUAGGAAAGCAAUUUUAGAUUGAAUAAUUUUUCAAAGCUGGUAGAGUUCAAAUGCUUGGAUACCAUUGGGAAAUACCCAAUCUUUUCGAUACGCUGAUCGUACACAGAUAUGACCCCAAAGUGCCCAGGAAAUGUGAGCGGUAUCUGGUCCUGGGGGAUGCUGGACACUGUGUGCGCGGGUGCUGGCGUUGUACGGACUCGGGAGGAGCUUCGGCAACAGGCUCUGAGAAGAUAAACACAAAUGAAGCACCAGAACCUGGAGCACAGCUUUUAAAUGAUCCCAGGUGACAACAGCUGUCUCCUGUGAUGCUGCUUGUGAAGUAAGUGGCACCUUUCUUUUGCUAAGAAACUCCAGCAGUAGCUGAAUCGGGUACUUUAAGAACUAAAUAUAACGCAUAGUGCCCCGUACCUAAGUCUUUUCCCGCCUUUGUGACAGCAGAAGCAGCUCUAGCUUUGAAGCAGACACUCACUUUGUUAUUUUGAACUAUUUUACAUUUGGAAGGAACAAUAAAGGCGAAGUUUAAUCUCUGGGAUGGAUAAAGCUUCUAAGCGGUCAUUAACUUUGACUGCUUUAACCUGUUCAGCAGAUGAUGGGUUGUGUGCACCUGAGUUCCUGCAGUCUUGAUCUCUUGCCAUUAAAUGGCUUUUGUCUUGACUAGCUUUUCUUCUGAACUUCAUCGCUUUAUAAUAGCGCACAAGAAUGAUGCUUUGAGCUUCUGUUGCCACAAAGAUUACCUUUAUGUUGAAAAAUAGCACCAGCCUAGAAGUCUUUAUUGCCCUGCACUGCCUUCCCUGGCACCAUUUCAAUAAAGGAAAAAUGGCUGGGCAAAAAAUAACCUCAUAUCUGGAAGUAUGUACCCACAGCGAUGUGCUCCCCGAAACACGCAAUAUUAAAGCCAUUCCUAAGGUGACAGUGGGGUAUGUUUAAGCCUCACUCUGGAAGUUUGAAUAAAUAUGUUGUGUGUGUUCGCUAUAUAUCUACUAAUUAAAAUGUGUGUGUAAUUGGUCUGGGAUUUAAGUGUGCUGUGGGAGGGGAUAGACAGGCUUAAAGCAAGUGACUGGAACCCACUGAAAGGGUAAUUCGUAGAACUCAAGUAUUUCUCUUCUCAGUGUUCUGUUACUAUUUAAUAUUUAAGCCUUUUUUGUGCUAAAAAGCCCUUCAGGUUGUUGUUAAUUUUUUUUUUCCUUUGAUGGGACAACUGCAUUUUUUCAAAAUAAGACAAUCAUUUAGUGGGAAUUUCCUAAGGAAGAUAUCGUUCAUGGCUUCGUGAUUAACAUUUCACAGAAUCCCAGGCUGGAAGGGACAUCAGGGACCAUCUAGUCCAACCUUUCUGGGAAGAGCACAGGCUAGACAAGAAGGCCCAGCACCCUGUCCAGCCGACUCUUGAAGGUGUCCAACGUGGCUGAGUCAACCCCUUCCCUGGGGAGAUUAUUCCAGUGGUGACUGUCCUCACUGUGAAACACUUCCCUCUCGUGUCCAAUGGGAAUCUCCCCAAGAGCAGCUUGUGUCCAUCCCCCUUGUCCUCUCCAUGGGACUCCAUGUAAAAAGGGAACCUCCAUCUUCUUUGUAGCUACCCUUUAAUGCUUGUCUUCCUCUAAAUACCAAAUGUGAUACCAAAAUACCUGGGUCUUGUUUGCGUAUUUCACAUGUGUUUGUGCAACAAGGAAUGUUCUGGAGCCGCUGUGCUUUUGUCUGAGGCCUUCACUGAAGUGUUCGAUGCUGACUGCGCAGGGUGACUUAAUACAACAGAAUAUGAGUGCUAUUAAGUAUCUGCUCAGUGGUUAAAAAGGUAACUGCACUGAAAAGGCUUCUCUGUGCGUGUACUUUUUUAAUGUCAGGUGCUUAGUAAAUGGUUUUUUUCCUGUUUAGAAAUUACAUCUGUCCACUUCAGGGUAAAAGGACCUGUAAUGAAUUCUGCAGAAAGUACCUCUUCCUGAGAGUUCCUCACUUAAAGCUGUUCUAACGUGAGCAACUCCAGCGAGCUUGGGUACUACACGGCUGAGGGAACGUCAGUGCUUCAGAAUGGCUUUCUGCACUCUUUCCUGUCUCUUAGUGUUUUAAAUGAAGUAGAUCUACAGCAUUGCUGUGACUCCUAUUCCAUCAGCUAACAGUGCCUGAGAGUAUGAUGGUGCGAACAUCUUCCCUCGCCCGUGAUCUUCAGGAAUCAGUCUUAUGCCGAAAAGGUUUCCAGCAUCAGGUAUCUCGCUCUUUGUUUGGAAAGGCUGUGUUUAGACUAAUCGGUCUGAAAGAAUUUAUUGACAGUCACCCUGAUCCUACUAAACAUUCUCACCUCACUUCACCCUGCCACCUUAAUCAGUCCCUCUAGUUUCUUAAUUUUUGAUGCUUUCCUGUGCUCCCCUGUGUCUCUACUGCACCCUGCCCUCGGCAGCCGGGCAGGGGAUCCCGGUAGCUGCAGCUCUGGAACCUGCUCAUGUUCCAGAUUCCUUGAGGGAGAGGCUUACCUCUCCCUCAUCCACAGUACGGCAUUUCUUUUUGUCAUUCAGUAAAAACCAAACCCUGAACAACAACAACAGACAAAAUCGGUGUUUAUGUUGCUCUUGCCUAUUGAUGCAUCACCUUGGAUUUCUCCCAGUAAUAGCUGGCUGUCUCUUUCCAGUUUUGUUCCCAGGAAAAAUGAGGGUUAGCUUUUCCUCAGACGAACUUGUUUAAAUUAUAUGAGGUGUAAAUUUUAUAUUUAAGCUCGUAUGAUACUGGUGACACUUCCAACUUUUGCUCUUCCAGGCGAAGGAUUUUCUCCAUCUGUGGGAUGUCAAUCCUUCCGACUGACCUCACUUCCCACGACAACCGGUGGUGACGACAUCACAGAGUAGUCGCUAGCACCAAACAGCGGACUGGCAUAUCUGAACGCAAUACCUUCAGCACUGAAAGCGUAAACUAAGUGAAGGCUACGCCGGGCGUUGUAUGGAAGGAAAAUCGAAUCCUGCUGCAGAAGCAUUCUGGAUGAACAGAUAAAGGAGGCGGACUAAAGAGAAUGAAGUGGGGGGACCAUUUCAGAGACAGAAGUACUGGAGUAACCUUUGAAACAAAAGACUUCAAAGUGACAGCAGCCUGUGCCUUUGGCUGUACUGAAUCUUCACACCUGGAAAUGUCCGAGUGUCGUAUGAAGCUUCUGUUGCCUGAUGCAAAUUACAGCGUUGCUGAGAUAAUAGCAGAGGAAAAACAAAUAUUGCCAGAGGACGAAUUGCCGAUAGACCAGAUGCAGGGACAAGAGAGAUCAGCUGGCAGCAGUCCCCACGGCAGUCUCAAGGCUGCUUGCAGGAAAAGGAUGAGUGGAACAUCUAAGGACAGAACUGACAAAGAUGGCCAAGGUGAAACGUGCUUUUCUGAUUCUUUGCCUCCCAGAGGAAUCAGAUCCAGCAGGAGAAGACCAAGGAAAGAGAGGAAGCAGUUGCCAGCUCGGAAGAAUACGAAGACUGCAGAAGUGGAAAAAGUGACAUCGAUGCUUAAGAAUGGGAAGAAGAGAGCAGAAGUAGCACAGGAAGAGACCACUCAAAGUUUGAUACCCACACCUGUGAGGAUCGUGAUGCUUGCCAUCUUUGUGUUUGUGAUCUUCGUGCAUGUUGUUAAUGGAGGCUGAUAGAAACAGUCUGCUCAUAAACCUCAUCCCGGGGAGAAAAUAAAAGCACUCUCCUCUUAACAUAAGCAAUGUUUAGCGGUGACUACAAAACUGAGGAAUGCGCUGUUUUCUCCCUGCCACUUGUGAACAAGCUCCGCAGGCAGUGAAUUAAAAGGCCAGUAGGAUGAUGGAAACACCCUGUGACCUGUCUUUGCCUGGUGUUCACUAUAUGGAGUAGUUCCUAAUUCUUGGAAGUGUGACUUGCUCUACUUUCUCCUUUGCUGAAGCCAGGUUUGCACAUUUUGUGCCCCAGCUAGAGUGUUUAUUUGCUCAGAGGUGUUUGGAGUUCUGUGUGGCUUGGUCUUCCCUAAGCUGCCUGUGGCUGGGAUUACUGCAUCAUUGAGAAUUUACAGCUUCUCUGAGCUCUGGUUGUCUUGUAUUUGAGAAACAUCUGAUACAAAUUGAGGGAACACCUGUCUUGGCAGAUUGGCAAGCAAUUUAAUGGCUGUAGCAUAAUACAAGCCAUGAGGGGUCAAGGGAGGAGUUACUAUAUCUUAAACACUUCUGCAAAAAUGUUCUUGCCCCUUCAAGUCUAAAGAUGUUACUGAAGAGGGGGGAAUGGUAGAAGUGAGUAUCUCCCAUUACUGCCCUGCCAUUCCUCAUCUGAAGAGGACCUAACAUUGUGUGCAGUGUUCUCAUAAAACUACAACACUUAAAUUUAAAUGACUUAUGGGUUAAGAUCAAGCUGAAGCCUUUUAGUGUCUUUUCACAGGAGAAAUGCAGAACUUUGGGCCUGGCACGUAGUCUGAAGAGCAGCACUGCAGCACCCUAAAAUUGCUGAAGGCAUUUGAUUUAAAAAGUGCUGAUUUUUCUCCCAUUGUCUAUGCCUAUUUUGCCUAAAUUUUAUAUCCUUAGAUCUGACACUGUGUCACUUAGGAGGAGAAUCUUCCCUGUGUAAGUCAUAACACGGUAAGCUAGGGGUGUGAGGGACUGAAUGGUUUCCUUAACUUCUAAGACGUUUUGCUUCAUCCUUAAGAUGUGUGCACUUUGUAAUCAUUGCCUCAGAUCUUGGUGAUGGCUUUACUGUGAGGUAAGAGGUUACCUCUUAUUUGAAGUAGGAUGAAUGGUAAUAAAUGGGAAAAACUGUUACAGGAGUCAGACUCCUCUAAGUAAGUGGCAUUCAGGUAGCUGGCCUUCCACCAAGGUGUGGUGUUAGCUCUCUAGUCUCAGAUGUUUCCUGCUUUGCUGAACCUCAUUUUCCAGUUUAGCCAGUGUGAUGAAAGCUGGAAUGUGCUAUGUUUUUACUUGAUGUUGCGUUCCUAGGAAAAUAAUGUUUAGCUGCUUCUAAUUGCUAUGUAAAUACCCUCACCUCCCUGUUAAGUGACUGAUAGACCCUGUCAGUUCUACUUCACCCUUCAAGGCUCUGCUCUCUGCGGCUUACGUGCCCGCACUCUGGCACUUGCCAUCUUGCACUUCCUCUGCAAAACCUCAUCCUGAACGAUGCAGCUGAUGCGUGGGAGCUUUGAUCUGGUUACUCGGGGUGGUGGGGAAGGGCUGUGUAGUCGUGCCCUUCCUCCGAACUAACUUCAGAGCCUUGUUCUUAUUGGGAAGCGAGGUUAGCAUUUAUUCUUCUCAUUUGAACAUGUGUGGAAUGAGGUGGAAUUCUUCUUCCCUAGCAUCAGCUUUCUCACUUGGAGGGCACAGCGGGGCACCUGCCACCUAUUCUCCUUUUUUUUUUCUAUCUUGAGUUUAGUGAAUUAUUCUAGUCCCUCCUUUCAGUUGAGGGUGGCAGAGCAUUGUCUCCAGGGACAAGGAUUUUUUUAAAUCCUCCUGGCAAUAGAUAACGCAAACAUUAAUCUCCUGCUGUUCAACAUGCUAUCGGGGUGUGUGUGCUCAUGUUGAAGGACAUGUGCUGUUCUGAUAUAUGAAAUAAGUGUGUUAC